Messenger RNA from Cynara cardunculus var. scolymus (artichoke), 681 nucleotides. RefSeq names its product probable mediator of RNA polymerase II transcription subunit 26c. The record is from RefSeq and is a predicted model, not a curated record. The transcript has a single exon. Gene Ontology annotation, cellular component: nucleus. The coding region runs from base 1 to 681 and encodes 226 amino acids. NCBI's taxonomy places the organism in Eukaryota, Viridiplantae, Streptophyta, Magnoliopsida, Asterales, Asteraceae.
AUGGAUGCUACUUACUCAUGUCACUUGAUCAACUCUAUGAAACAAGAUGAUGCCAGCAUUUACACUAGUCUUGGAGAACCAGAAAUCAAACAGGAAACGAAGAUAGUUGCUGAGGUCUUGAAGAUCAAACAGAUUCUUGACAAGACUCCAUAUGAAUCCCAAUCAGUAGCAGCAGUAGUGUAUGAGUCGUUAUCAAAGCUUCAACACCUGGGUUUGUCUUUCAAAACUUUGGAAGCAACAGGAAUAGGAAAAUCUGUUGGUGCUCUUCAAAAGCAUGCAUCCAGGGACGUCCGCCAGAUUGCAAAGAAGCUGGUCAGAAUCUGGAAAGGUGUGGUGGAUGAGUGGUUCAAUGCUACAGAAAACAUGUCUACUUCUAAAGGUGGUGAGGAAUGGAACAUGAUAAAUCCAGCACCAAUCAAGAAGCAAACGUCGACGGUCCGAAAGAAGAAACACUCAGCAAACAAGUUCCAACUUUCAGAAAGAGAAGAAGAAAGCAAAGAGAUUAUGAGAAUGGAAGAGAAACUUGAAGCAACAAAGAGAAAGCUCCUUCAAGGGUAUCAAGAAGCAGAAAACAAGAAAAGACAGCGAAGAAUACAAGUCAUAGAUUUGCAUGAACUCACUCAGGAACACCUUCUCCCCCAAACUCAACAUAGGGUAACAAAAUAUAGGAACCUUCCAUGA